AGUCAAACAUUGGCAAAAAACAGAAUAGAAUUUUUGCACCUUUAUUAUCGUCAGCCAGCUGCAGCGAAUUUUCGGCAAUUUUGUGAGAUACAAGCUUAAGCUCGACAUCGAACUACCGCAUUAUAGAACCCGAAUUAUUGAAAGCAUCGAUUGCGAGUGAUAAACAACCGGAAAACUCCAGGUGAUUAGCAAUAAAACGGUGUGUCUGCUUGCGCUGCGAACAACGUGCGACGCUGUGGGGCUGAGGGAACUGCGUUGAUCUGCAAUGUUUCACAGGAUUAACUGUCUGCAGCACAAUCUGGCAGGGUGUAUGUAAAAAUUCGGAUCCGGAAGGUUUAACGGACAAUGAGUACGAGAAUUAGGGCGUACCGAGCGCAGGAACGCAAACUAGCCGUCUACUACGUGUUUGUUUACGUUUUCUGCCUGCAGAUUAUCACGACGAAUACGCGCACUUCCACCCUGUGGAAGCUUAACUCGGAGCAGGGGAAGAUUGUGAGCGUUCCCGCUUCCGGUGUGAGCGGAAGGGAUGAUUCUUUCGCCACUUAUGCCAUGGAGGAACUGACGGGUGAGCGCGGUCAGUUCCUUCACCCGGACGAAGCCGACGAGGACGAGGAGUCUACGUUCGCUAUAAUAACGGCGACAGCGGCCAACUAUCGGCAUAACACGUGGAACAUUGGCGAGGGGACGACGGAGGAACUGCUGCGACGGCUUGAGGAGAAUCCAACAGCGAGCCCUCUUACUUCCUAUAGCAAGUCUGCAAAAAAUUCCAGUGGGAACACUGACAGCAGAAGUGAUUUCCGUGGAAGCUCCACUGAUCAACUGAAGGAGGAAGCGAAAGCACCGGAACAGUUGGACUUACUAACCUGUGGUAAGCCGGUUAACUUUACGCACUACGAUGAUCUGGUCGGUGUGGCACAGCGGUACGAGCACAAUCCAGCGCCAGAACCGGAGGUUGCGUAUUUGUUUCUGAAGCGGAAGGCGGGCCAAUCGUUGGAACAUUUCAACAUUGACGCCCUAGAGCGACGGCUACGUCGGGCCAAGAAGGAACAACCGCACACCAUCUAUCUGUGGAAUCAGAUCGGGAACUUUUGGCGCAUUAAGGGGAACGCUGGUCAUGCGAUCGAGUGCUUCCGGCGGGCACUGUCCAUUUCGCCUACCAACGCCGAUACGUUGCUCAAUCUGGCCCGGGUGUUGUUUAAUUUGCAGUAUCUGGAUGAUGCCAUUAGUCUUACCAAGCGGUCGCUGGAGGUACAUCCACCAGAACGGAGCGCCUGGCGGCAAUAUUUUACUCUGGGCGAGAUUUUUAAGGCGUACGGACAGCUGUCUGAUUCGAUACUGCAUCUGAGGCAGGCGCUGGCGCUGCAUCCGCAUUACGAGCCGAUCCGACGGUUGAUUGCCGAAGCGGAAAAAAUUGAAUUCGCGUCCAACACGACGCGGAUGCAGUUCUACACGGGACUAAUCAUUGUGGUGCUGUCCCUGGUCGUCCUCUUAAUGGUCACCGUCAUGCUCAAGUCCAGAGGUUCUAGUCACGGCCACUGUAGUAGCUCAGCCAUUAGCAUUGCCAGUCUGGGUACUGCCGCCGGCGAUGGCAGCCUUGGCGAAGAUCCGGCAAAUGAUAACAACAACAACAAUAACAACGGCCCGGGUCGUCUGAUGGGACCACUUAUCAAUGGAUUUUCGUUGGCUGCCUUUCGGCCGGCCAAACAUUUCAAUCGAGCUCAGGCGAUGCGUUCGCUUCGGAGUGUCGCUUUUCGUUCGUUCCGCCCGUUCAGGUAUCGAAAGUGAGUUCGCUGUUUAGGUACUUGUAACACAUUUAUAUCCUAGUGAGGAAGUGGCUUGUCAACCCUUCGGCUAUUUAUUAGAUCAUACAGACAUAAACACUCACGCAGGCAGGCAGGCAGGCAGAUACAAGUUAGAAAUUAAAGAGUAAAAGUAGGAGCAGCUUACAAACCAACUACUAUUUAUUAUUAUUUACCAUAUAGGAAGCAAAAAGCAAACAAUAAUUAUUAUCAUUACGCGCUAGAAAGUAAUGACAACGCAACGCUAAGCGAAAGUUUAGGUGUGAAAGAAUGCGUUCGAUCCUACAACAAGAAUACUCUUCGUUUAAUUGAAAUUUAAAAUUAAAGCACAAGUACUUUAUUCCCAGGAUGCUGGCAACUCGAUGAGAUUAAGGGCACUGAUCCUAACCUUUUCUCGACGUAACAACCGAUUUUGGUUCCCAAACGGGGAACAUUUGACAAAAAUAAAUGUAUAAGUUAGAUUCUUAUAAGGGCUUUUGUCAUCCCAGCGUGAAUUUGUUCGAUUUUUGAAAAACAAAACGAAACUAUUUCUCUCGUGAAUUGAAUGUGAUAGUUUAUUUUUUUUUAUUUUAGUUUUUUUUUCCGUAGUUUUUUGAAUGAUUUGUUUUAAAAAUCUUCCCCUACUAGAAUUAGCCGCGCGAGCCAAUUGAAACAUAUGCUUAGUGAAAAGUGAGAAAAAAAUAAACGCAAAAUCAAUGA
This is a messenger RNA of Topomyia yanbarensis, 2498 nucleotides long. RefSeq lists its product as uncharacterized. The coding region runs from base 346 to 1785 and encodes 479 amino acids. The record is from RefSeq and is a predicted model, not a curated record. Gene Ontology annotation, cellular component: cytoplasm; actin cytoskeleton. Gene Ontology annotation, biological process: actin filament polymerization. Lineage: Eukaryota; Metazoa; Arthropoda; Insecta; Diptera; Culicidae. Gene Ontology annotation, molecular function: protein binding. The transcript has 5 exons.